UGUAGUCAUGGUAAUGAAUAAACAGUGUAUGUGGACACCCCCACUAACUUCACUCUCCUCUCCUUCUUCUUCACCCUCACUUGUCCCCACCUAACAUGUCCGUACUUCAAAAGUACACCUUCUUGAAGGUUUUGGGUGACGGUACCUUUGGUGUGGUGAGCCUAGCCAAAGAAAAAGAGACUGGCAAUAUGGUGGCCAUUAAAAAGAUGAAACAGGACUUCCUUAGUUGGGAAGAAUGCCUGAAACUGAAAGAAGUUCAAGCGUUGCAGAGACUAAAGCAUGUAAACAUUAUCAAAGCGACUGAGAUAUUCCGAGACAACAACACGCUCUAUUUUGUAUUUGAAUACAUGAGACAGAAUCUUUAUGAGCUAAUAAAAUCAAGGGGUAGUAACCUGUUCCCUGAGCAUGUAGUGCGCAACAUUUCUUAUCAAAUCAUUCAAGCUGUCUCUUACAUGCAUAGUCAGGGUCUCUUCCAUAGAGACUUGAAGCCUGAGAAUAUAUUGUGUCAAGGUCAUGAGCUAAUUAAAUUGGCUGAUUUUGGACAAGCACGGGAAAUAAGGAGUCGCCCUCCAUACACUGACUAUGUAUCAACCCGCUGGUACAGAGCCCCAGAAGUACAGUUAGGAUCAAAGAAUUACAACUCUCCCAUUGAUAUAUGGGCAGUAGCUUGCAUCAUGUCAGAGGUGUACUCUGGUAGACCGUUAUUCCCUGGAUCAGGGACCAUCGACCAAGUGUACAAGAUCUGCGGAGUAUUAGGAACUCCUACUAAAGCCACGUGGGGCGAGGGUGUUGGCCUGGCUGUCUCAAUGUCCAUCCGUCUCCCUAUAAUGGUACCCACCCCACUGAGUGCUCUGGUACCCACGGCUAGCGAUGAUGGGAUUAGCGUCAUGAAGGAGAUGCUUCAAUGGAACCCAAGGAGAAGACCCACCGCCAAACAGGUUUUGAUGCACAAGUACUUCCAAGUUGGUCAUCCUUACCAUACUCCGUCACAAGUGACAUCCACUACUGGCCAUAGCACUAAGAACACACUGACAAACACUCCGAACAGAGAAAAAGAAAGAGAGAAUGAGAGAGGAAGCAGAUGGCAAGAAGACAAAGAAGGAAAGAGAGCUAAUCAGUAUUUAGGAGGAGCUGGACCUUAUGAUAGAAAUGUCAGCGGAACCAAGAAAUUUGAACAAGCUAAGGCAGAAAAAGGAGGAUUACCUGAGGUAUUGAAGAAGAGUUCUGGCUCGUACAAUAACUCGCCUCUAUUUGGGAGUCAUAAUGCUAAUGGUGGAAUAGUUACACAGCAUCAGAGAAAACAGUGGCAGACGAGAUCCACAGCUGAGAGUGGCGACAGUGGAGUCGAUAGCGAAGGAGCUCAAUUCAGCAAUCAUUUUAAUUCCUUUCCGAAAUAUAAAGGCCCUCCAUUAAAGCCACCUGCUCCAGUCAUAACAUCACUAGUCCCGCCUAGCAAGCCCUCAGCCGUCCCUCUCAUUUCCAGUUUAUUUGGUGGACAAAAACGAGCCGUAAAGAGAAAAGACACCCUUCCAACCAUCGACUCUUUUGUGGGCGGAGAUGAUCAGAGUAGGCGGGGCCAGUUUGUUGCCAAGGAAACGACAGGGGGCAGGAGAGACGAGGGGCUGGACAAGUUCCCCUUUAGCUGGAAGUCGAAGGUACAUGUAUCUCCAGGUGUUGUGGAUAAAAGAGAAGCUAGUAAUUUUUAUUUGACGAGAGCAAGAUACUCACCCAUCGUAUCGGGGAAGGUUGGGUUUGGUAGUGGCGCUCCUCGAUUUAACGACCCUACUCCGUCUCCUAAACACUCUGGGAGUAUAAGAGAACCUAACGGAAGGAACUUACUACCUUAUGGUCAGUAUGGUGAGGGAGGGAGAGGAAGACAAUGGAAUGGAGGAGGUGAAGCAAGAGCUGGUGGUGGAGCAUUCUUUGGUAAUAGAACAAGAGGAGUAGAGAAUGUUACCACAACCACUGCUGCUGCUGCUGCUGCUAGUAAUAAUCAUAGAGGAGGAGGAGGAGGAGGUUCAGUUUUACCUAAUCUUGGGUUACUAGCAAGAGUUGACUGGUCAUCAAGAUACAAAAGAUGAAAAUAAUCAAUUAAUUAUAAUAAUUCAGAGCAAUACAGAAUUGUUUUUUUAUUAUUGUCAAAACACAUCGUUAUUGUAUUUAAAAAAUUAAUGUUGAAGGGAUGAGCGUGAGCUAUGAUGAAGUGCAAAAUUUUAAAAUUUAUCUCAUCAAAAAAGGAGUUGAUUUUUAAACUUUAGAAUCAAUUAAACUUUA
Amphimedon queenslandica is the source of this 2274-nucleotide messenger RNA. RefSeq names its product probable serine/threonine-protein kinase DDB_G0268078. Bases 96 to 2081 code for a protein of 661 amino acids. The record is from RefSeq and is a predicted model, not a curated record. Gene Ontology annotation, molecular function: ATP binding; protein kinase activity. Gene Ontology annotation, biological process: protein phosphorylation. The transcript is spliced from 9 exons. NCBI's taxonomy places the organism in Eukaryota, Metazoa, Porifera, Demospongiae, Haplosclerida, Niphatidae.